AUGAAAUAAUAGUUAAGCUUAUUAAACCUGACAUGCAAUUAACCUAAAACUAAGGCUAGUAUUAUACACAAAACUUAAGAUUUAAAAAAGAAGACGAGUAGUUUUGAUGUUAUAGGAAAAAGCCCAUACAAAAGCAAUUUUAAUAGAUAAAAUUCAAGACAUCUUCUCAAAGAAUAUCAACCUAUAACAAGUAGAGUUAAUUAGAGAUAAAGUAUUAAAUCACCUCCUGAAUCAACAAAGACCAGCAAACCUAUUAGUCUGAGCAAUAACAGUACAAAUUUAAUCAUAUAUAUAUCAAAGAUGAAUUAAAAUAUAUAGACUCUUAAAAACGAGCAAUUUAAAAGUCCUAUCAAUAUUAAUUGAAAGCCUUGUUAGGCAGUGAAUAAGAAAAACCUACACUCUUCGAUUAAACAAAAAGUAUAUAAGAAAUAUAUAUAUUUUAGGAAUAAAUACAUAAAUAAAUUCUAACAUUUUGCCACAAUCUCCAAAAUAAAACAUAAAAACAAGUCCAGAUGUUAAAUAUAAUAAAAUUGAAAACUCAAAAAGCAAAGCUACUUUCUAAAAUACAAAUUUAAAUGUUUCUGAUAAAAUACUUUAAUUAGAGAAAAAUAAAUAGAAAAUAAUUUCUUUAUAACUCAAACUUGCCAAGAAUAUCAAACAAAGACCUUAAAAAUAGUCAUUUCCUGUAAUCUCUUUAAUGGAAAAAUCAGAAUCUUAUAAUUUCUAAUCAAACUCAAAACAAUAAUUACCUUAAUCAGCUUUAAUUGUUUUAUAGAAGUAUUCUGAUCUUUUAAAUGAUUUUGAAAAAAAAGAAAUUAUUGAUUAUGAAACUAUUUAUUAUUUAGCUCCAAAACAGAUAACUUAGAGCCAAAAAGAUACCAUUGGAUCUUAAUAAAAUAAUGGAUUUGAUACAUAAGAGUAUGUUCUAUUUAAUUAAUAUUUUUAGUGGAGAUUACAUAUUUAUAAAAUAAGAUUAAAUUGCCUAUCGAUAUGAAAUGUUAGAAAAAUUGGGACAUGGAAGUUUUGGAUAUGUUUUUAAAGUUAUGGAUCAUAAACAUAAUUAAUAAGUGGCUUUAAAGAUUAUUAAAAAUAAAGAAAAAUUUUAUAAAUAAGCUCUAAUCGAAAUAGAUAUUCUCAGAAUAGUAAACAAAGCAGAUGUUUCUUGUUGUUUAAUUAAGAUGUUGAAUUAUUUCGAAUUUCGUGGUCAUAUCGUAAGUUCUAUAUAUUAAUAUAGGAAGUGCAUGGUUUUCGAGCUUUUAAGUUGUAAUCUAUAUGAAUUCAUUGCAAUUAAUGAUUUCAUUGGCUUCGAUCUCGAUUUAAUUAGAAGAUUUGCUAUAUAAAUCCUUCAAGGUCUUCUCUACUUAAAGGAAUGCAACAUUAUUCAUUGUGAUCUGAAACCUGAAAACAUACUCCUUAAAGAUAUCAAUAGAUCUGGUAUACGUAUUAUAGAUUUUGGAUCCAGUUGUUUCACUAACCAAAAGAUAUACUCAUAUAUAUAAGUAAAUUAAUAAAUCUAUAGUUUAUUAGAGUAGAUUUUACAGAGCUCCUGAAGUAGUUUUGGGAUUAGGUUAUUCUACCUAAAUUGAUAUGUGGAGUUUCGGUUGUAUAAUUGCAGAAUUAUUUACUGGAGAAUCUUUAUUUUAAUCAAAAUCAGAAAAAGAAUUGUUAUUCUUAUAAAUCAAAGUUAUAGGCAUGCCUCCAAAAGAUUUGAUUGAGUAAGGAUCUCGAAAAUCUAAAUUUUUUGAUGAAAAAUGUUAACUCAAUUAUAAAAUAAAGGAUGCAGAUUUAUUAUAAUAAAUUAAAACACUAAAUUAACAUUUGGAAAAAGCAGAUCCUUAAUAUUAAGAUGUAAUUAUAAUAUAUUUAAUUAAGUUUGUUAUUAAAUGUCUAAGGUGGAAUCCAGAUUAAAGAAUGACACCUGAAGAAGCAUUAAUUCAUCCAUGGAUAAUAAAUGGAUUACCUGUGACUGUCAGAAAAUAACAUAUUUAAUAAAUGAAAAAUAUUAUGGUUAUUCCUGAGGAUUUAGAUUUUAAAUAAGGUCAAGGUGAAUAAUAAAAUGAAUUUUAAUGA
Paramecium pentaurelia is the source of this 2070-nucleotide messenger RNA. Lineage: Eukaryota; Ciliophora; Oligohymenophorea; Peniculida; Parameciidae. The record is from the annotation of a GenBank genome assembly.